Molecule: messenger RNA, 2890 nt
Organism: Anolis carolinensis (green anole)
Lineage: Eukaryota; Metazoa; Chordata; Lepidosauria; Squamata; Anolidae
Gene: tdp1
Product: tyrosyl-DNA phosphodiesterase 1
Exons: 15
Coding region: 734-2545 (603 amino acids)
Biological process (GO): DNA repair
Cellular component (GO): nucleus
Molecular function (GO): 3'-tyrosyl-DNA phosphodiesterase activity; single-stranded DNA binding; double-stranded DNA binding
Source: RefSeq, a predicted model, not a curated record
GGAAAAGGAAGUUGGCCUCGUUAGCACCGCCUAUUCUUGCCUCCUUUUGCGUGUCUUUCCAGGUUUCUCAAACAGAAGGCGGUAAAGAGAGAAUGGAAGAGAGUUUUUUUUCUCCUUAAGGCGGGCUGAGGAGAAGCAGGGAGUUUCCCACGACUCCUUUUCCUUCCUUUUUGCGAAAAUGAGGGGUUGAGGAGGGAGCCUUUUAGAGAGCGCUGCACUCCCACUCAGGAGACUGCUAUCCUUCCAGCUGUUUUCGUUUUCAGCCAUUUUCAUUGCCUCUCCUCCAUUCAUUUGUGCAUUUAUGCUUGCUAUUUAUUUCGGAAGGAAAGGGCCAAAUACAUUGGUCAAGUAUAGUUACUUUUUGUGGUAGUGGUGUUGCCAUUUUACUUCUCUGAAGACCCUUUAAGAACCUUUUAAGAUCAUUUCAACUCCCAGAAUUAAACUGUUGACCAAUCUAGCUGGGGCUUCUGGGAGUUGAAGUCCAAAACUUGGAGGACCAAAGGUUGGGAAGCGUUGCAGGCUCAUGGGUGGCCUUGCCCUCUGAAGUGUAAAUAUCAGUAUUUAAAUGUGAAAUAGGGAAGGAAACGAGCAAGUCCAGGGAGUCACCUGUCCUUUGGGUGUUUUGAGAGGCACCCUUGUAAAAAUUUAAUGAAGAUUGGUUAAUAGAGAGGUUGGCAAAUUAAUUUCCAGACAACCUUCUUGCUACUUCAUCCAUAAAUUUCCUCACUUUAACAUGUCUCAAGAUAGUGAGCAUGGGAAAUGGACAGUCUCUAGCAGCGAUGAGAGUGCUGGUGAGCAAGAAGAUGGGGAAAAGCCCUCCACUUCUUUGCCGCAGCAAACUGGCCAAGGCAAGGGAAGUGAGCCCUCUUACCCUUGUUCAGAGGCCAGGAAAACCGCGCUCAAGAGAAAGAUGUCCCCUUUGAAGCAUCCAGAUGGGAGUUUUCCUCAGGAAAUGGCUCUGGCCCUAAAGCAGAAGCUUCCUCCAGAAGGACAGGAUUGGUGCCUUUCAAGUAGCGAGGAUGAGGAUGAUACUAAAGGUCAGAAGGGGAAAGGAGAUGCGGCAGCCGGCGCCAGGCCGAAAGAACACAGUCCUGCUCCAAAGGAGCAACGAGGAGGGACUCACAAGUCUCUCCAGAGCCAGGAGUCUUCACAGCCAUCUGAAAAAGUGCAGGACACUUGGGAUCUGUUGAAUGGGGAAAACCCUUUCAGAUUCUUCCUCACAAAAGUUAAAGGGAUCGACUCCAAAUACAAUUUGGGAGCCCUCCACAUAAAAGAUAUUUUGUCUCCUCUCUUUGGAACCCUGGUAUCUUCUGCUCAGUUUAAUUACUGCAUAGAUUUGGGAUGGCUUGUCAAACAAUAUCCAAAGGAAUUCAGAGAGAAACCUUUACUAAUUGUUCACGGAGAGAAACGGGAAUCCAAAGCAGAACUGCAGGAAGAAGGAAGCCUUUAUGACAAUGUCCGCUUGUGCCAGGCAAAACUGGAUAUUGCGUUUGGAACCCACCACACGAAAAUGAUGUUAUUGCAUUAUGAAGAAGGCCUUCGAGUGGUGAUACAUACCUCAAAUCUUAUUGCUGAUGAUUGGUACCAGAAAACGCAAGGGAUAUGGCUAAGUCCUCUAUAUCCAAGACUCCCACCUGGAGCAUCUGCAUCUGAUGGUGAAUCCCAUACAAUGUUCAAGUCUGACCUAAUAAGCUAUUUGAUGUCUUACAAGUCUCCUGCUCUCGGUAAAUGGGCUGAAACAAUUAAGCAACAUGAUUUCUCAGAGACAAGGGUAUAUCUUCUUGGCUCAACUCCAGGUCGAUACCAAAACAGUGACAAAGAGAAAUGGGGUCAUCUUAGACUUAAAAAGCUGUUGAAAGACCAUGUGAUGCAAGUAUCUGAUCAGGAUUCAUGGCCUGUAAUAGGACAGUUCUCUAGCAUUGGAUCAAUGGGUGCCGAUCAGUCCAAGUGGUUGUGUUCAGAAUUCAGAGACAGUUUGACCUCUCUUGGAAAUGACACGAAGGCUCUAACAAAUCGUGACAUCCCCAUUCACUUGGUUUAUCCAACUGUGGAGAAUGUAAGACAGAGUUUAGAAGGUUAUCCAGCUGGAGGCUCCCUUCCUUACAGUAUAGAAACUGCAAAGAAACAGCUUUGGCUGCAUGCUUAUUUUCACAAAUGGUCGGCUGAAACAUCAGGACGUAGCCGUGCAAUGCCACACAUUAAGACUUACAUGAGAGCAUCUCCAGACUUCCAGAAGAUUGCAUGGUUUCUAGUUACAAGUGCCAAUCUUUCCAAGGCUGCUUGGGGAGCUUUUGAAAAAAAAGGCACCCAGCUGAUGAUCCGGUCCUAUGAGCUGGGAGUUCUCUUUCUUCCAUCGGAAUUUGGCUUGAAUUCGGGGUACUUCCAAGUGAAGGAAAGUAUGUUUUCUAAUGAGCCAUCUUCAUCAUUUCCUGUACCAUAUGAUCUGCCCCCGAAGAAAUAUGAGGGCAAAGAUCGGCCAUGGAUUUGGAAUAUUCCCUACACCAGAGCUCCUGAUACUUAUGGGAACAUGUGGGUUCCUAGGUGAACUUUGAACUGAAACAUCAAGCUUUGAUUCUGAGUCCAGAAAUGAGCAGUGUUCAUCCCUGAGGAAAUUAAUGAUUUUAUUAAUAUUGUCUUGUACACACAAUUAAGCCUGUUUAUAUAACAGUACUGAUUUCUAUUUUUGAGAAGUUUAGUAUUUCUAAAUCUCAUGACACUAUACUUUGAAAAUAGUAUUUAUAAGCUUGAUUAUUUGUUCUGAAAUGCUGAGAAAAGAUUAUUGUCUUUGUACUGUUGCCUGAAUAUUUUUCAGCCAUGCUUUACCUGUCCUUGAAACAAUAGCUAUGAUGGAGAACAUUUUAUAGAACUGAAAUAAAGUGAACCAAACUAC